Molecule: messenger RNA, 1941 nt
Organism: Radiomyces spectabilis
Lineage: Eukaryota; Fungi; Mucoromycota; Mucoromycetes; Mucorales; Radiomycetaceae
Exons: 8
Coding region: 58-1791 (577 amino acids)
Biological process (GO): protein dephosphorylation
Cellular component (GO): protein phosphatase type 2A complex
Molecular function (GO): protein phosphatase regulator activity; calcium ion binding
Source: RefSeq, a predicted model, not a curated record
UUUUUUUUCUUUUAUCACUGUAUCUCUCGACAUCGUGUCGUCUUGACCCUAUUCUAAAUGACUGGUCAAACAAGCCAUUCCAUGGCGCUUGCUGGCAAGCCUAACCUUCCAACACAAUGUUUCCCUUUAAUCAAACCAGUCUACUCAAAAGAGUCGCAGCACAAAACUAUUUUGCUUGUUACAUCUAUUUAUAAAAACCAUGCGUAUCUAUCAGAGACCGAAUUUAUCACUGUUACUGAAGCAUGCAAACUGCCGCGAUAUAUGAAUCUGGCAUUUUUUCGGCGCGUGCAACAAGAUGAACGAGUGACCUUGCAACAGUUUCAAACCCACUGGGCCGCGUUGACCGCCGGCUCGCACGAUGACGAUGCUCUCUUCUUCAAUAUGCUAAGGAAGCCAGACUGCCAAUGGCUGGCCCCUGAAGAUCUUUUGCCCGUUCUCGAAGAUGUUGUUUUAAAUCACCCGGAGCUAAGAUUACUGGCUGAUAAUCCCAUGCUUCAGGAGCGAUACAUCGAGACCGUGAUUUGCCGGUUUUACUAUCUCGGACGUUGUCCCGGUGGUCGAUUGAGCUUGGCUCAGUUUCGUCGAUCCAAUUUCACCAAAAUGAUUCGAUCCUUAUCCCCAGAGGAUGACCUUAGUCUUAAAAACGAUUGUUUCUCAUAUAAACACUUUUAUGUAUUUUAUUCGAAAUUUUGGAUAUUAGAUGCAGAUCAUGAUAUCGUCAUCGAUCAGGAGGAUCUCUUUAAAUACAAUGACGGAGUACUGACCCCCCGCGUCAUCCACCGAGUGAUGCAAUGCGGUAAAAUCGCCGCGUUCAAUCGAGAUGGGCCAGCCAUCACCGACCGAUCCAGUGGAUUGGUCCUCACUUAUCUCGACUUUAUAUGGUUUAUGCUCUCGGAAGUUGACAAGAGCACUCCGAUGGCUAUUGAGUAUUGGUUUCGAUGUAUGGAUGAGGACGGAGACGGCAUUAUUUCUAGUUUCGAACUGUACCAAUACUGGAAAGAGCAAGAAGAAAAGCAGUAUAUGUACGAUAUUCCCGACGAAGAUCACAUCCAUUUUGAUGAUAUCAUCCGACAAUUAAACGAUCUUGUGCAACCUCAAUUUCCUGGCCAGUUUUCUCUGCAAGAUCUGAAACGAAACGGAUACGUUGCUGAACGCUUUUUCGACACUUUUCUCAACUUUGAGCGUUUUCAAAUUCAUGACUCGUAUCAAAUCCUGAUCCGCGCUAAAUGUCAGUCAGAGGUGGAUAGAAGGGCCAGUGAAGCACAAGACUUCUCCUUAGCUAAAAUACCAUUCUAUCCGUUAUGUGGGUGGAUAGCUUUUGCUGAAAUUGAAUAUCGCCAACUUUGUCCCGUAGAACAACCUGAGCAUGUAUGGGUUGAAAGUGAAGGGGAUUCGGAAGAAGAGCCUAUUGCCGAGUUUUCAGCAGAGAAUACGCAUACCGAUGUUAAUAACUCGUCGUUAGACAAUACGGCCGCAGAAAAUGAAGCGUCAUUCGAUAAGAAUUGUAGCGAGAAACAUAAAGAAUCACCACCAGAAUCCAGCGAUGAGGAAGACACUGAAUCGGAGGAUAAAGAAGACGAUAUACCUACCAGUAGUGACCAGGAAAGCGACUCGAGUAUUCCUACGACGCCGACCGUCGUAGCGGAUCCAUCCGAUGUAAAACAACCCUGGCUGUGGCAGGCUUUUGAAGAAGGUGAAGACGAGCAGCAAAAUGAAAAAAGGAUUGCAGAAUGGAUAUGGUGGCUCAACGACAGCACGACGUCUUCUACACACAUUCAGCAGCCACCGUAAUUGUGAUUGACCAUUUCUAUCCUUCUUGGUGAAUAAUUACUAGUGGUUAAUAGUGGUGUUACAGCGUGUUUAUAAUAUAUGAACCGAGUUUGCUUAGCCACGAACGUUUCCUGCUGCUGCCAUCUCCUAUAUAUAAACCUAAUACAAGAG